CUCUGUGCUGCUUGACGCGGCUUCCGUUAAUACCUCCGGAGCAGAGAGACGCUUCUGGUGAACAUAAGCUUUGACUAGAAUGGCUGCGAUCAGCAGUGGACUUUUGGAGUGAGCUUAUGUUCAUGUAAACUCGGUAUAAAUGACUUGUAACGCAUGAAGCUCUGCACCCACUGUGCUGAGAGCCUAGCUCCGCCCCCGGACUUGCGGAAGCCGUGAUGGUUGAGCAGACAAGACAUCCUGCUUACAGUUUCACUUUUGUGUUUGUUACCGGUGGCGAACAGUGUAAUUCACCAUCUAAAAGGUGCAGGUUUAAACUUGCAAUGAGUCAGUGUGAGGAGACAGAGGAGAAGGGCCAUCAUUCUGAAACCCCUCUGCAUGGACAACAUAGCAGCCAGACCGAAGCUCAGAGUUGUUCUAUCACACGUCGUAGUUCAAAAUAUCAGAGCAUGGAUUUCAAAGGAAGCUCCUCUUUCAAAUCUCUCUCAGAGGAUGAGGAGGGUGUGGCAGAGGAUAUUGAUUUGGUCCAGUCUUCAGACGAAAUUGUUUUCAUCACAUGUAGUAGGUCAAAAUAUGAUGACAUGGAUUUCAAAGGAAGCUCCUCUCUCAAAUUUCCUGUGAAACACACAGCUUCCACUGGAUCCAUAUGUUUAUCUAUGAAGAGAGAGAGUUCACAAGGUCGCAUCAAUACAAAAACAAGACACCCCUCUCUUAGAAAGAGUUCUUUCUCAGAGGAGGAGGACAAUGUGGCAGAGGAUAUUGAUUUGGUCCAGUCUUCAGAUGACCUGCUGCAAGAACGUCUUAGAACUCUUCUCAUCAGCGGUUUCAGAGAAGGAGACCAUUGGGACAAGUUAUGGUGAUUUUUUCAAUCUGAAAAGGCACAAGAUGUGACUUUCUAAUACGACAAGUUUGUUGUUGGAGGAAGUGCUACGAUGGAAAAAUUGUCGAGGUUCCUGCUUCUGCUUGUCGACAUCUAUCCUGCCAGUUUCUUCUGCUCAUCCUAAUUCUGCAUUGGUGCUGUUGUUUUCUUUGAAGAAAGAAAUUACGUUUAAUAACCAAUAUUUUUACAUUAUGCUGAGUUUUUGUAACAUUUUUAUAUGGUUACUUAUAUAUUAUUAACUAGUGCAGACAGUUUGACACGUGUUGUGUUACGUUUACAUGAAAAUAGUAUAAACCCCCAGGUGUUUUUCUGCUGCUUACUGGUUUUAAUGUAAUUCUAAUGUUUUUCUUUGUCUGUGUAAAGCACUUGUUCCUGUGUUUUGGAAUGUACAGUAUAAAUAAAGCUGCUACUGUUACAAAG
Messenger RNA from Micropterus salmoides (largemouth bass), 1297 nucleotides. RefSeq lists its product as uncharacterized. NCBI's taxonomy places the organism in Eukaryota, Metazoa, Chordata, Actinopteri, Centrarchiformes, Centrarchidae. The transcript has 9 exons. The record is from RefSeq and is a predicted model, not a curated record. Bases 216 to 857 code for a protein of 213 amino acids.